AAGCCCAGCGCUUCUCCCACCUGCCUAAGCGCUCAGCCGUGGACAUCGAGUUCGUGGAGCUGUCCUAUUCUGUGCGGGAGGGGCCCUGCUGGCGCAAAAGAGAUGAGGGACCUGGAGCUCAGAGAGGUUAAGCAACUUGCCUGAGGUCACACAGCUGGUAAGUGUGGAGCCAGAAUUUGAACCCAGAUCCACCUGACUCCAAAGCGGUGCUCUAAUUGCAUAUGCUGCCUCCCAAUGAAUGAAUAAAAGGUGAGAUUUUACUGGGCCAUGUUAGGGGCUGGAGAGACAAGCCUGUUGGGAAGAGAGAGGAUGAAGAAGGAGGCUUUUUCAGAAUGAGGCAAAGGUUCAAUAACACACACUCACUAAACACGACUGGGCAUCUACUACCUUCCAGGUAGUCUGCUGAGAUUUCAAAGAUGAGUAAGACACAGACCCUGCCCCCAAAGCAGCUCACUGUCUAAGGGCUGGGGUAGGGGUGGAAGGGUGAUAGGCACAUUAAGUAUGGCAUACGCUGGCAUAUGAGAAGUGCCAUGGGACACAGGAGACAGUCAGGCAGCUUGGGCUUUCCUGGAGGGAGUGACAGUGACUGCUGUGAUUACAGAAGAAGACCAGGGUCUCCUAUAACUUUGAUCCCUUCUCCACACCCAUCCAUGAGAUGUAUGGGCUUCCCCACAGCCUUCGGAUGAGGACUGUCACCUCUGGUAUUUUUUUAUUAGUGGUUGUUUCUAAGGGGACAGGAUGAGAGGGAUGGGUUAUUGUUGGAGCUCCUCCUUCCUAACCAGGAACACAGAGUGAGGACUAUCUAUUUCACUGACAGCCAUGGCUUCCCCUAAGACCUGUGGGGGUGCCUCUUUCACUGUAGCCCUGACCACACAUCCCUCCUUUACCUCACUGCAGGUUAUAAGACCCUUCUCAAGUGUCUAUCAGGUAAAUUCUGCCGCCGGGAACUGAUUGGCAUCAUGGGCCCAUCGGGGGCUGGCAAGUCCACAUUCAUGAACAUCUUGGCAGGAUACAGAGAGUCUGGAAUGAAGGGGCAAAUCCUGGUCAAUGGGCGGCCACGGGAGCUGAGGACCUUCCGGAAGAUGUCCUGCUACAUCAUGCAGGAUGACAUGCUGCUGCCACACCUCACGGUGUUGGAGGCCAUGAUGGUCUCUGCUAACCUGAAGCUGAGUGAGAAGCAAGAGGUGAAGAAGGAGCUGGUGACCGAGAUCCUGACAGCGCUCGGCCUGAUGUCCUGCUCCCACACGAGGACAGCCCUGCUCUCCGGUGGGCAGAGGAAGCGCCUGGCCAUCGCCCUGGAGCUGGUCAACAACCCACCUGUCAUGUUCUUUGAUGAGCCCACCAGCGGUCUGGACAGCGCCUCCUGUUUCCAAGUGGUAUCCCUCAUGAAGUCCCUAGCCCAGGGGGGCCGUACCAUCAUCUGCACCAUCCACCAGCCCAGUGCCAAACUCUUUGAGAUGUUUGACAAACUCUACAUCCUGAGCCAGGGUCAGUGCAUCUUCAAAGGCGUGGUCACCAACCUGAUCCCUUAUCUGAAGGGGCUCGGCUUGCACUGCCCCACCUACCACAACCCAGCUGACUUCAUCAUCGAGGUGGCCUCUGGCGAGUAUGGAGACCUGAACCCCAUGCUGUUCAGGGCUGUGCAGAAUGGGCUCUGCGCCAUGGCUGAGAAGAAGAGCAGCCCUGAGAAGAACAAGGUCCCUGCCUCCUGCCCCCCUUGCCCUCCAGAAGUGGAUCCCAUUGAAAGCCACACCUUUGCCACCAGCACCCUCACACAGUUCUGCAUCCUCUUCAAGAGAACCUUCUUGUCCAUCCUCAGGGACACGGUGAGGCGUCAAGUUGUGCGAGAGGAGGCUGGCAUAGGCCUGGCCUCAUGGGCUGUAGGAUCCAAGCAGCUGGGGUGGGAAUGCGGACCCUCCCUCUGCAGCAGUCCCCCAGUGCACCUGAGGGUCUAUGUGCCUGUGAGGGCAGCUCCGAGUUCCUACUCCAGCAUGGCCUGCCCUUCCCUGGCCUGUGACACAUCCCCUGUCUUGGUGACGCCCUCCCCACAGGUCCUGACUCACCUGCGGUUCGUGUCCCACGUGGUGAUUGGUGUGCUCAUUGGUCUCCUCUACCUGCAUAUUGGCGAUGAUGCCAGCAAAGUCUUCAACAACACCGGCUGCCUCUUCUUCUCCAUGCUGUUCCUCAUGUUUGCUGCCCUUAUGCCAACUGUGCUCACCUUCCCCCUAGAGAUGGCAGUCUUCAUGAGGGAGCACCUCAACUACUGGUACAGCCUCAAAGCGUACUACCUGGCCAAGACCAUGGCCGAUGUGCCCUUUCAGGUGGUGUGCCCGGUGGUAUACUGCAGCAUCGUGUACUGGAUGACUGGCCAGCCAGCUGAGACCAGUCGCUUCCUGCUCUUCUCAGCCCUGGCCACCGCCACUGCCUUGGUGGCCCAAUCUCUGGGGCUGCUGAUCGGAGCUGCCUCCAACUCCCUGCAGGUGGCCACCUUUGUGGGCCCAGUUACUGCCAUCCCUGUCCUCUUGUUCUCCGGCUUCUUUGUCAGCUUUAAGACCAUCCCCACUUACCUGCAAUGGAGCUCCUACCUCUCCUAUGUCAGGUAUGGCUUUGAGGGCGUGAUCCUGACAAUCUAUGGCAUGGAGCGGGGAGACCUGACAUGCUUAGAGGAACGCUGCCCAUUCCGGGAGCCACAGAGCAUCCUCCGAGCACUGGAUGUGGAGGAUUCCAAGCUCUACAUGGACUUCCUGGUCUUGGGCAUCUUCUUCCUGGCCCUGCGGCUGUUGGCAUACCUUGUGCUCCGUUACCGGGUCAAGUCAGAGAGAUAGACCUUGCCCCUGGCCUGCGCUCCAGCCCUCAUAGCAGGAAGCCUCCGGCCCCAGCCCUUUGGGACUGUUUUAACCUUGUAGACUUGGGCACUGGUUGCUGGUAUAGCUGCCCUCCUCUCCCUCAGUCCUCUACAGGCUGGCUGUUGGACUGUACUUCCAGCCUGGGCCCUGGGAGUGGGGGAUUCCAGCCCAUCCCACCAUGCCUAGGAGUCUUUCCAAGUUGAUUCUGUUCGUAGCUUCCUCCCUACUCUCUCCAGCACCUGCAUGCAAAGACCACUGGGAGGCUGCCACUCUCCUUGUCUGCGGCAUCCUCCUUGUUGUCUGCCUGGGAGCCCCACGCUCUCCAGGAUCCCACUUACAGCUGACCAAAGUGGCCCCCUCUGGGGGUCCCCACCACACAAGUGUUUGUAAACUGGGCUGCUAUGAGGUUGGAGUUCCAGGGCUGGGCCCUGGUGGGGUCCCCUGUAAGUCCCAUUAUGGAUAUUGGAAUGGAGCAGGGAAAGACUCUGGAAGUCUCUUCCUCCUCCUUUCUUCUCCCCACCCUUCGACCCUGGCUGAUUUGGACAAUCUGCUGAGACAGAAGCUGGGUUUUCUGUCUGGGUCACCACUCUCAAUCCUGGGGAUUCAAGAGGCCUGGGGCUUUGGGAUGCCCUCUCCCCAGCACCUUUUGUGGGAGGUGGGGCCUGGUGGCACAUCUGCAAUAAUGUCUGUGCUCCUCUCCCACCUGCCAAUGGAACUGGAGAAUGCACUUUAUUCCAGUGGUUGAGUUGGGGAAGACCCAACCCUCCUUUCUCGCUGCCUCAGACGCUCAGUCCCAAAAUGCUCCCUCCUCUCCGGAGUGACAGGCACACAUAUGUGAACAGGCAAUCUCAGCUGUACACACUCACCAUCUUCUUACAUCACAUAGGAAGAAUGAUGGGAUGGGGGGUGCCGUGGGGAGGGCAGUGCCAACCUCCUCCUGGGGAUUCCAGUUUGGAGGCUCUAAGGAGGAGGCUGGUGCUACCCAGGGUGUCUCCAGGAUCUGCAGGUAUCUACCCCCCAAUCUUGCCUCUCUUCCAAGCCAGGAGUGGCACAGGGAACUAGCUCCCUGGAGUUGAAGACCCAACACAGCACAAGCAUGGGCAUAGGUUGGCCUUGGCCACUGCCACCCCACGGCCCUCCUUUUGUGCUCCACACUGGCAUUCUCACUCCUCUAUCCCUUCUCCGGCAUCUUGCUGCUCAUUAAAACUCCUGCCCAUAAGGUCAGGCAUGGUGGCUCAUGCCUGUAAUCCUAGCACUUGGGAGGCAGAGGUUGGUGGAUUGCCUGAGCUCACAGGUUCGAGACCAGCCUGAGCCAGAGCGAGAUCUCAUCUUUAAAACUAGCUAGGCAUUGUGGUGGACGCCUGUAGUCCCAGCAACUCGGGAGGCUGAGACAAGAGAAUCGCUUGAGCCCAGGAGCCUGAGGUUGCUGUGAGCUAUGAUGCCAUGGCACUCUACCGAGGGCGACAAAGUGAGACUCUGUCUCAAAAAUAAAUAAAUAAAUAAAACUCUUGUCCAUGUCCCUCCUUCCUUUUCCAUCAGCAGGUGGCCCCUGGCCGUCAGAGCAGCACGCCCUGGGUACCAGGUGGCAGACACACCCAGAGCAUGUGUGGCUUUUUCGGUGGGUCUAGGCUCAUUCUUUUGAUUUCCCCUCCCCUAGGGCUCUUUUCCUGCCUUGUUCCUACACACAUCCCUCCGUACGGCCCUCACCCUGCCACAGAUUCUUCUCAUCACAAAGAGAUGCCAGUUGUAUUUGUGAGA
Messenger RNA from Nycticebus coucang (slow loris), 4604 nucleotides. RefSeq names its product ATP binding cassette subfamily G member 4 (gene ABCG4). Lineage: Eukaryota; Metazoa; Chordata; Mammalia; Primates; Lorisidae. Gene Ontology annotation, cellular component: plasma membrane. Bases 960 to 2825 code for a protein of 621 amino acids. The record is from RefSeq and is a predicted model, not a curated record. The transcript is spliced from 13 exons. Gene Ontology annotation, molecular function: ATP hydrolysis activity; ABC-type transporter activity; ATP binding.